Molecule: messenger RNA, 7893 nt
Organism: Mercenaria mercenaria
Lineage: Eukaryota; Metazoa; Mollusca; Bivalvia; Venerida; Veneridae
Product: transmembrane channel-like protein 7
Exons: 16
Coding region: 325-3534 (1069 amino acids)
Cellular component (GO): plasma membrane
Molecular function (GO): mechanosensitive monoatomic ion channel activity
Source: RefSeq, a predicted model, not a curated record
GGUGCAUUUAUUAGAUAAAACUGUUUGGCAUGUUUGAAACCACUGAUAAAAUAAUUGAACAGGAGCAUUUUUAUCAAGAGAUAAAAUCGAAACAGUCGAACUAGGAAGUCUUGUAAUCAUAAUUGUAAUCAUACCAAAGUUUCUUAAAAGUGUAACAGAUCGCUUUUUCUCCGGAAAGUUAAUUACCUUGGAAUUUAUGAUAUAUAUUUUUUGAAUUAAAAAUUUUUUUCAUGAGUUUCUGUUAGAAGUUACCUGCACCUUAUUGCAAUGUGUAAAGGUUAUAUAGUAGCAGUGCAGAAUCUUGGAAUACACAGAUGAAAAGAAAUGUAUAGGGACAGAGGAUACCAAGAUUUUGAUAAUCGGGACGGGGAGCCGGGUUAUUUUAAUCCUGCACAGGGAUACAAGGAUGAAUACAGGGGUCACAGUGACUUCCAGGGAAGAGAGGUCAGGCCAGAUACACCUAUGAGGGGUCACAGGGAGCAUUUUGAUGAUAUAGGUUAUUCUCAGAGAAAUGAAUCGGGGGAAAUUUUCGAUGGAAAUUUUGGAAGAGAAAGAUAUGAUAGGCAUGGAUAUUUGAAACUUCAGCAUAAUGAUUAUUUACAUCCUCCCUCACAGGAGAGGCACAAAGGCUAUACUAAUGAAGUUGAAGCUGCCAGCAGGAAUAGCAGAAAUGACAACUUCGAAAGUGGGAGGUCAGAAAACGAUGCUGGUUACUAUAACAAACAUCAGAAUCCUCUACCAGGUUAUAGAAAUAGCAGUGAUGAAAUUGAAAUGCGGAAUAUUAAUCAAGAGGAACACUUUGAUAGAGAGAGGUAUGGAAACCCCUCUCCCCACCAUUUCUAUGACACAGGUCCUCAUGGUAACUUUCCUACACAUCACGUUCAAGAUGAUGGUGAUUACUAUGAGGAUUCAGACAAUGUGGGAGAACACAGACAAGUUAGGUCAGAGUUUGAUGUUAAUCGUGAGAGAGACAGACAGGAACGACAGGAAAGUGAAUACUAUGAUUUUGAUAAGCCUAAAGGGGGCAAUGCACGGUAUGGUAGGUCUGAGGGCAGGUCUAGGCUCUAUCACAGUCAACCUGACCUAAUUGAUGGACAUCGUAAUCUAGGGUUUGAGAUUGAAGCAGAUUAUGAAGAUGCCCAUAAUUACAGGCCUAAAGUUCACAGAGGGCUGUCACUUCGACGUAGAUCUAGAAAAAGCCACAGAGAGCAUAGACGAGAAUUUCAAAGUGAUCAGCGGAUAUCAUUUGCAGACGGCAUGAAGACCAUAAUUCAGCGGCGUAAAUCACAUGGCAUACGUAGACCAAUGUCAGAGAUUGCGUCAGGUUCUAGAAUGAGCAGAGCUGGGUCUGUCAUUAAUGGCUCUGUAUAUGCAGAUGAUGAAGAAGAUGAAGACAAAUUGCCAAGCAACAGAAAUUAUAAAAGGAAAAGCUUAAGAUACAGGCUAGAGAACCUGCAAAAGGAACGUCCAGUCAGUUCGCAUGAUAUGGCAACUUUUCUCAGGGACCAGGUGUUGUCACGGGAAGCCUCCAAGUUAAAAGGAUGGGAACUGCGCAAAUACCAAAUGUCUAUGCAAUGGCAAAGAUUCACAAACUGGUUUAAAAGUUGGGUUUACCAGCUUGAACUUUGGGCAGGGGCUUUCAAGGUCAUAGAAGGUCAUUUUGGAACGUCGACUGUGUCGUAUUUUAGGUUCCUACGCUGGUUGAUGUUCCUGAACCUGUUCAUGACGCUGAUCAUGUUCAGCGUAGUUCUUCUGCCUUUCUUACUACUAGACCUUGGCAAAGAUAGUAGUUUUAAGGCGUCAGUAAAUGAAUGUUCCUCAAUACCUCACAAUAUGGCAGUAUUCUACAGUACUAACUACACAAAUGAUGUAAAAAUAAAGGUGCACAACUCUUCUACAGCCAACCAAGUUCAGGAUGUUCUCCAAGGAACGGGUUGGAUGGAGAACACUGUUUUAUUUUACGGAGCGUACCACAAUAAGACAGGCUACCUAGCAACAGGAGAUGCCUUCACAUACAACAUGUCCUUGGCAUAUCUCUGUGCAGUAGGACUCGCAUUCAUUCUGAGUUUCAUUCUGCUUGUGAAAAACUCAGCAAAAGGCUUGAAGCAGAGUGCGGUAUCAUCUGUCGGUGGAAACAUCACCCUUUACUGCAAUAAGGUGUUUGGAGCCUGGGACUACUGUAUCUCAGAAUCGAAAACAGCUCAGCUAAAACAUUCCAACUUACUGCAGGACUUUAAGAAUGAGUUGGAAUAUCAGAGACUGCAGUGGAAGAAGGAAAGUCGAACAACAAAGGAAAAGUUCAAGCUGUAUACAAUCCGAGUUUUGAUCAACAUUCUUGUUAUACUUAUACUUGGUGGUGCCUUAUUUCUCAUAUACUUCACUAACCAAAAACUUGUCGAGCUAGAGAAGUCAGACUCAUUGAGCAAGACAGUAGCUCUGAUGAUGCAGUACCUCCCAUCCAUUACAAUUAUGUUACUUAGUGUCAUUGUACCAACUUUAUUUGACAAGUUGGUUAUUGCGGAGGACUACAUGCCAGCUUUUGCCAUCCGAAUUACUCUGAUAAGGACAGUAUUACUGAGAUUGGCAUCGUUAGGUAUAUUGAUGAUAUCCUUGUACACAACUCUACAUCCAGAGAAGAAAGAUCCAGAGGUACUCAUACCAUGUGAUAAUCUUAUAGUCAGCACUGACAACAUAACCACAGUGUCACCCGUACAGUUGACUACAGGAAGUGUAAAUACGACUUCAUUGCCAACAAGUGAGAAUACCACUUCAUCACCGGCACUGGAAAUACAGGAUAAAAAUAUUAUGUGUUGGGAGACAUAUGUUGGACAACAGAUAUACAAGCUUGUGAUGCUGAAUUUCAUUGUUGUUAUACUUGUCACACUUGGCUGGGAAUUUCCUAGAAAAUUCCUGUAUGAAAAGUUACAUGAGAAAUUAAAGAUUGUUGAAUUUGUUGGGCAGCAGACAUUUGACCUUUCUAAAAGUGUCCUUGAUCUUGUAUAUCUACAAACACUUUGUUGGCUAGGUGUGUUUUUCAGUCCAAUCAUUCCUGCAAUGUGCUUUGUCAAAUGCUUUAUUUUCUUCUAUGUUAAAAAGGGAUCUUUGCUAACCAACUGUUUACCUACGCAACAAUAUGGAACUUCCAAAUCCAACUCACUGUUCAUGAUGGUCCUACUUUUGUCAUUUUUCCUGGCGUCUAUACCAAUUAUAUUCAUGAUUGGAAGAAUUCCCCCAUCACAAGGCUGUGGACCAUUCCGAGUGCAUUCUUCACAAGAAUAUAUCAUGUUUGACGCAGUAACAAAUCUUGUUGACAGUUUUGCUGAGGCUAAAGAAGUCUUCUUUUUCAUGGGAACUGGUGGCUUUAUGGCAAUAGUUGCUCUGUGCCUAUGUCUGUUGAUGUACUAUUUCUGGAUGGUUGGUCAAGCUAACCAUAAUUUAUCUAAAAGUCUCCGAGAACAACUCAAAAUUGAAGGACAGGACAAACAGUUCCUUGUGGCACGAGUAAAUGAGGCCUAUGCUGAUGACUUCCAGUAGUACAUACAAAACAUGCGUUGUGAUACUGAACAGGGAACGUGAUGAUGGAAGAAAAACCUGGAAAAUGAAAUAAAAGUUUUAUUCACUGAAUCUGUUACACUGUAAACAUUUCAGGAAUUAUUUGUAAACUUUAGAAGUGUUUACUCUUUACGCUGAUUCAGAUAUAUAAGGAUACUGUAGUGAAUUGAAACUUUACGAAAAGCAAAAGUGUUAACACCAAGUAACUGCAGUAAUGAAAACAGAUGACCAUUUUAUCUUAGAGGCUUCAUGACAUGGAUCAGCAUUUACAAAACUUCAUGAACUGUGGACUUGCUCUGUGAACUGUGAACUUGCUCCUACAGUAGGCCAGGGAACACAGAACAUUUCAAGUAUGAAUUUAGUCUGUGUUCAGAUCCUAUGUUUUGUUCACAGGAGAUAACUCCUGAGGCUAUUCAAAUUUUAUAUAAUCAUGUCCCUUUUCUUCUCAAAACAUAGCAGAGUCAAGACUGAUGAAGUCAAAAUAUAUAAAAGAAUUUUCUUUUUUCUUAAAAAAAAAAAAAAAAAGAUUAUCUAGUCGGUAGCCAGACUAGUAUGAAUUGUACAUGAGAGAAACUGUUACUCCAGAUUCAAAAAUUAGAAUGAAACACGACAUUACAUAUUUUGUGUAUACUCAGAUCUUUACACCAAAGAGUCUAGUUAAUUAGUCUUAAGUUGCCUUACACUUUAAACAGUAUUCUAUAUACAGUAUGUAUUUUUGUUCAAUAAGCAGAUAUACAAAAAUAUUUUACACUUGUUUUAAAACAUUUGUUAAUCUGUGAUAAGACUUUAGCCUGCAUGGUGUAAAGCAAACAUACACCUAACUCUGAUAGAAAACAAUGUUAGUGAAUUUAGUUCAUGGUGGGACCUCUCAAGCUGGCGACUCCUGGCUUUGUGGUCUGGUGUCUAUCACUGCAUCCACGUAAGAAAUGAAAUACAUUUUUCUGUAUUCAUGUGAGAAAAAAAAUGAAUGACAGAAGAGGAUCGGCAAAUUCAUGAGUCGUGCUAGUGAUUCAUGUUUAAUUUGCCCAUCCUAUUCUGUCGUUCAUUUCACAUGAACACCAAAAAGUUUCAUUUCUUAUAUUUACAUUAUAUUUCCUUUCCUGGCAUUUGUAAACAAUACUGUAUCAUAAAUUUCACACAUUUUGUUCCAUUUAACAUUAAAAUCAGCUUCCUGGCCAUUCUGUUCAUCAGCCGGAACAACUGCGACUAAGGAACAUUCUCCCUGACUAUAUGUGGACGUUGUCAAAACAGCAGCUCGUUAUCUCUAUGCAGCGUUGACGUAACUUUCACGCCUUUCCUUUUGUUAUUCAUAUGAAAUGAACGUCAUAAUUUUCAGUGGAAAAGAAUAAGGCAAAUGUAAAUACUACAAUUUUGAAUUUUAUUUUUUAAUUCCACUUUAAUAUCAAAGGUUGCAUGAUAGACUAGCACCAUUUAUAAAUGCCACUUUUAUAACUUAAUGUUGCAUAAUAGCUUGGCACCAGUUGUAAAUGCCACUUUUAUAUGGCACCAGUUUUAAAUGCCACUUUUGUAGCUUAGGUUAGAUUGUAUAACAGACUGGCACCAGUUGUAAAUGCCACUUUUAUAGCUAAGGUUGUAUAAUAGACUGGCACCAGUUGUAAAUGCCACUUUUAUAGCUAAGGUUGCAUAACAGACUGGCACCAGUUGUAAAUGCCACUUUUAUAGCUAAGAUUGCAUAACAGACUGGCACCAGUUGUAAAUGCCACUGUUGUAGAUAAGGUUGCAUAACAGACUGGCACCAGUUGUAAAUGCUACUUUUAUAGAUAAGGUUGCAUAACAGACUGGCACCAGUUGUAACUGCCACUUUUAUAGCUAAGGUUGCAUAACAGACUGGCACCAGUUGUAAGUACCACAUUUAUAGCUAAGGUUUCAUAACAGACUGGCACCAGUCCUUAGAGUCCACUCUGCCGUGAUAUCCUUUAUGGUAGGACUGUUGCAGCAUUGUAAUGUGUGACCUCUGUAGUUUCCUUUGGUGUUCCAGGAAUAAAAGUCAUAUGCCAAAAGCUAAGCCUAAAGUUGUUCAUUGUGUUUUAUCUAUUGCAAGACUCAUUAUUAUGUUACUUUUGUUUUCAUUAGAAAUCUUGACGAAGAAAACAAAUCUUUUAUAACCAUGGUGCCAGUGAUAUUGGCAAAAUUUUAAUAGAAAAUGUUGAAUUUCAUAUUUUUUUAAUUUGAUAUAUUGAUACAAAAAAUCUAUAGACAAAAAAGAGCACAAUGUCUAAAACUUGUAUGUUCUCCAGAUACUAGCAAAUAUGCUGUAAUACACAUUUUUCUUUGUCAGUUUUAUUAACUGAAAUAAAAAACAUGUGUAAGUAAAUACUAAUCAGAACUUUUAUGAUUUUUUUUAUAUGUCCGAAGGGACAUAUUAUGUUAUACCCCUGGUGUCCGUCCGUUAGCAAUUUUGUGUCUGCUCUAUAACACAUAAACCCCUUGAAGGAUUUCAAAGAAACUUGACACAAAUGUUCACCACAUCAAGACGAUGUGCAGGGCGCAUGUUUUGGAUGGCUCACUUCAAGGUCACACUUAGGGGUCAAAGGUCAUAUGACUUUGUUUUGUGUCUGCUCUGUUACUCUAACUGUUUGAAAGAUUUCAAAGAAACUUGGCACAAAUGUUCACCACAUCAAGACGAUGUGCAGAGUUUAUGUUUCGGAUGGCUUGCUUCAAAGUCAAGAUCACACUUGGGGGUCAAAGGUCAUAUGACUGUUUUGUGUGUAUAUUGCUCUGCAUUGCGAAGCUCUUGUUUUUAUUUGGCAGAUCAUUAUUCACCUACAACAAUUUUUUGUAUCCCCUGAACAACGAAGUUGUAAGGGGGGUUAUACUGGUUUCAGGUUGUCUGUCCGUCUGUCUGUAGACACAAUCUUGUGUGCACCAUCUCUCCUCAUCCCCUUGGCACAAUUUAAUGAAACUUCACACAAGUGAUCAGUAACAACAGUAGUUGUGCAUAGUGCAUGUUAGGUUCUUUCAGAAAAAUUGCAGAGUUACAGAACUUUGUUUUUUGUUACUUUACUAUAUACAUAGUCUGCAUAUGCAGUCUUGUGUGCGCUAAAUCUCCUGGAUCCAUGCACACAAUUUAAUGAAACUUCACACAAGUGAUCAGUAGUAACCCUAGUUGUGCUUGGUGCAUGUUAGGUUCUUUCAGAAAAAAAAUCUGCACAGUUAUUGGACUUUGUUUUUUGUUGACAUACUAUAUACAUACAGUCUGCAUAUGCAAUCUUGUGGGCGCACCUAAUCUCCUGAACCCUUGCACACAAUUUAAUGAAACUUCACACAAGUGAUCAGUACCAACCCUAGUUGUGCAUGGUGCAUGUUACGUUCUUUUAGAUACAUAUUCUGCAGAGUUAUGGGACUUUGUUUUUUGUUACUAUACUAUAUACAUAGAGUCUACAUAUGCAAUCUUGUGCGUGCCUAAUAUCCCGAACCAUUGCACACAAUUUAAUGAAAGUUCACACAAGUGAUCAAUACUAACCGUACUUGUGCAUGUUAGGUUCUUUCAGAAAAAUAUUCUGCAGAGUUAUGGGACUUCGAUUUUUAUUACUAUACUAUAUACAGUCCACAUAAUUAUGCAAUCUUGUGUGCGUCCAAUUGCAAUGUACAGUGUCAGUGCAUGUGGGGGCGGGGUGUCAGUCACCUUCAGUGAUCGCUUUUAAUUUCUUCCCUUUUAUAUUACUAUAAAUAGCUUAUUUUGUAACUUUUUUAUUAUUGGUUGUAGGGAAAAACCUUUUCUGUGAUACAACAUGGAUGGUACCUCCAAUUUUUAUGUGUAUUUUGAUAUAUCUGUACCUUGUAUUGAUUUUUUUUGUGGACUUAGAAGUUUUAUUUUGGAAUUUCUUCCUUUUGUUGUUCCUGCCCUUUGGGCUUCAACAGUCAAGUUCUUUAAAUUUUACUCCCAUCCUCUGAUAUAACCCUUCGGUCACACUUAGGGGUCAAAGGUCAUACCUUCGGACAUAUAUUGAAUGAUAUAAUUAUAGCAGUCAUGUUUGCGGAAUAAUUUCAUGAGGGUGUAGCCGAGUGAAUUAUGCACCAGGUGUAUAACCAACUUGUAUUGUUGAGAUAUGUUAAAUUAUGGUUCUUCAAAAUAUUAUUUCAUUUCUAAUAUGCCUUUUAUGUACACAAGUAGAUGAGUUAUGGAAGCAAAAUAUGAUACACUUACCUUCACUGUUACCUCACAUCUGUUUGUUUUGAUGUGUAGUUUGUUGCAUUUUUCCUUUGCAAAUGGAGUUAUGUAAAAUUGUAUUUAAAUAGACUAUGUAUGAUUAAUUGUUUUAACUGUUGAAACUUUAUGAAGUUUAAUAUUAUUUUCAUGAAUAAAAAUGUUGAACAGUU